This is a messenger RNA of Solea senegalensis (Senegalese sole), 1550 nucleotides long. RefSeq names its product gamma-aminobutyric acid receptor subunit beta-3-like. The transcript is spliced from 7 exons. Gene Ontology annotation, molecular function: extracellular ligand-gated monoatomic ion channel activity; neurotransmitter receptor activity; GABA-A receptor activity. Lineage: Eukaryota; Metazoa; Chordata; Actinopteri; Pleuronectiformes; Soleidae. The coding region runs from base 22 to 1320 and encodes 432 amino acids. Gene Ontology annotation, biological process: monoatomic ion transmembrane transport; chemical synaptic transmission; regulation of membrane potential. The record is from RefSeq and is a predicted model, not a curated record. Gene Ontology annotation, cellular component: membrane; GABA-A receptor complex; synapse.
UCACAGUGACUCAGUGUUUUCAUGUGUCUGCAGGACUACACGCUGACCAUGUACUUCCAGCAGUACUGGAGGGACAAGCGUCUGGCCUACACCGGGAUCCCGCUCAACCUGACCCUGGACAACAGGGUCGCAGACCAGCUCUGGGUCCCCGACACCUACUUCCUCAACGACAAGAAGUCCUUCGUCCACGGGGUGACGGUGAAAAACCGCAUGAUCCGUCUUCAUCCGGACGGGACCGUCCUCUACGGACUGAGGAUAACAACGACGGCGGCAUGCAUGAUGGAUCUCAGGAGGUAUCCUCUGGACGAGCAAAACUGCACCCUGGAGAUUGAGAGCUAUGGCUACACCACGGACGACAUUGAGUUCUACUGGAAAGGCGGCGAGUCGGCUGUGACGGGGGUGACGCGCAUCGAGCUGCCUCAGUUCUCCAUCGUGGAUUAUAAACUGGUUUCCAAAAACGUAGUCUUCUCCACAGGUGCCUACCCUCGACUCUCUCUGAGCUUCAAGCUGAAGAGGAACAUCGGAUACUUCAUCCUGCAGACGUACAUGCCGUCCAUCCUGAUUACCAUCCUGUCCUGGGUCUCCUUCUGGAUAAACUACGAUGCGUCGGCAGCCAGAGUGGCUCUCGGCAUCACCACGGUGCUCACCAUGACGACCAUCAACACUCACCUGAGGGAGACGCUGCCUAAGAUCCCGUACGUGAAAGCCAUCGACAUGUACCUGAUGGGCUGCUUCGUCAUGGUCUUCCUCGCGCUGCUCGAGUACGCCUUCGUCAACUACAUCUUCUUCGGACGAGGACCUCAGAUGCAGAAGAAGCUAGCGGAGAAGGCGGAGAAGGCUAACAACGAGCGCACGGCCAAGUACGACGCAGCCAGGGAGGCAGGUAGUCGGACCGCGUCCCUAAAGCGCUCCAAUCAGGUUAAAGGUCUUCGCCACUCGCGCUCGGCGGAGCCUCACGGCCACGGGAACGUCCUCCUCACCACGCUGGAGAUCCACAACGAGGUGGCGGGCGGCGAGAUCACCACCAGCGUGGCCGACAUCAGGAACUCUCAGUCCAUGGUGCAGCUGGACAGCUCGGCUCCGCCCCCUCACGUCCAGUACCGCAAGCAGAGCGGCGGCGUGGGCCCGCGCUCCGCCAGCCGCCCCUCCCUUGAUCGCUCCGCCCACAUGAAGCGCAGCCGCCUGCGGAGACGGUCUUCGCAGCUGAAGAUCAAAAUCCCCGACCUGACGGACGUGAACGCCAUCGACCGCUGGUCGAGGAUCAUCUUCCCGUCCGUCUUCUCGCUCUUUAACCUGAUUUACUGGCUCUACUACGUGUGAUCCGCCCCCGCAGCGUCCUCACGUCCUCAUGAGGACAGACAGACACAGACAGACACAGACUGCGCUUUGGACAAAGUUCUCUUGUUUUUAUAUUUCAUUUAUUUUUCUGUUUGUUUGUCGUGUGUUUUUCUCACGUUUGUACGAACUUUAACUGACACGUUUGUAAAUACAGAAGAGACACAAAGCCAGCAACACACAACACACAAACACACAACAGACAAACACAACAA